Fraxinus pennsylvanica is the source of this 1464-nucleotide messenger RNA. Lineage: Eukaryota; Viridiplantae; Streptophyta; Magnoliopsida; Lamiales; Oleaceae. The record is from the annotation of a GenBank genome assembly.
AUGAGACGCAGCUUAGGGAAAUUCCCGUUUCCUGUGAUUGGCGGCUGUGUCGGCGCCACCACCACCACUCCUUCCUUCAUUUCCUCCGCUUUCUCCACCUCAUCGGCCGGCAGCGGAGGCGGCGGCAGAGGCCGCGGAGGCUCCAGCAUAUUCCAGUUUACCGACGACGGCAUCGGAAAUCCCGAACCUGAGAACUCCAAAGAUGAAUCCCCAACAAACCCAUCUCUACCGGGGCAAGGCCAUGGCCGUGGCAGAGGUAAACUUAUCCCUUCCUCACCUAUUCUCCCUUCAUUCUCUUCCUUUGUGAACAAUGACGCCGUCUCUCGUGGCCGCGGCUACGGGCCCAUAAACACCUCCCCUCCUUCGCCGCAACCCCAAGAACCUGAACGCGCUCGACAACAACCUGCAGUGAAACCCAAUGAUGGAAAACCCUUCUCGUUCAUCAGAGGUGACGCCCACGAUGAUGAAACAUCAGCUGUGUCCACUAGGUCCGGAAACCCACAAGAGAGAAGUCUUCCUUCCGACAUAAUUGAUGUUUUACCUGGGGCGGGCCGUGGGAAACCCAUGAAACCGCCUGUGGUUCCUGCUCAGAGGUCCAUUUCAGAAAAUCGCCAUCUUCGUCCUCGACAACAGUCCAAACCUCGUGUGGUUAAUGCUGAGGAUAGGGCAAACUAUAAGAGCUCUCCACGGGAGAAAUUGAGCACAGAGGAGAAAGUGAAGAAGGCAGUGGACAUAUUGUCGAGGGGAGAGGAGGAUGGUGGUGCAAGAGGGAGAGGUGGGUUCAGGGGAGGUAGAGGCGGGCGUGGAAGUCGAGGAAGAGGAAGAUUUGGUGGAAGAGGUGGAAGGGGACAAGAUAGAUAUCAGGAUUCUGAUGACGAGCCUGGUGGGCUUUACCUCGGUGACCCUGCUGAAGGAGAGAAGUUAGCUCAGAAGCUUGGCCCUGAAAUCAUGAAUAAAUUGGUCGAUGGAUUUGAGGAAAUGUCUAGCAGGGUUUUGCCUUCCCCUGUGGAUGAUGCUUAUUUGGAUGCACUUCACACUAACUUAAUGAUUGAAUGUGAACCAGAAUACCUGAUGGAAGAGUUUGGCACAAAUCCAGAUAUUGAUGAGAAACCUCCAAUUUCUCUUAGGGAUGCACUUGAGAAAAUGAAGCCAUUCCUCAUGACAUAUGAAGGGAUUCAGAGUCAAGAAGAGUGGGAGGAAGCCAUUGAGGAAACCAUGAAAAAUGUUCCUCUUAUGGAAAAAAUUGUAGACUACUAUAGUGGACCUAAUAGAGUUACUGCUAAGCAACAGCAACAAGAGCUAGAAAGGGUAGCCAAGACUAUCCCAGAAAAUAAGCCCGCUUCUGUAAAGAAUUUUGUCAAUCGUGCCGUCCUUUCUCUGCAGAGCAACCCAGGUUGGGGAUUCGACAAGAAAUGCCAAUUUAUGGACAAGCUAGUAUUGGAGGUUUCCCAGCCUUCUAAAUAA